Molecule: messenger RNA, 492 nt
Organism: Suillus subalutaceus
Lineage: Eukaryota; Fungi; Basidiomycota; Agaricomycetes; Boletales; Suillaceae
Exons: 2
Coding region: 1-492 (163 amino acids)
Source: RefSeq, a predicted model, not a curated record
AUGCAGACAAUCUCAUCUGAAGGUGCAGGUUGGCAUUUUGGUGCAUCCAGUGCCACUACCAAGCAGCUGGAGGACUUCAGCAUCAAAGAGAUGGCUGGGGAGAUGGAAACUAGCGCACCUGCAUUGUGGAACCUACUGGGUGGGUUACUUGGUGAAGAUCGCAAGCUGCCACUGAUCAUACAUGAGAAAGGAGAUCAAGACGCACCCAACAGCAUGAGCAGUAUGCAAAUGUCCGAUGAUGACAGUUAUUGGGAUCAGGUUGAAGUAAUAGAUCUUGAGGGGUUUAUCAACGGACUUACAUCUUCAACAGCACCCAAAGCAGACCGACAUGAAUUGCGUAGUGCUGCAAUUAUCAGCAUUGUGAAAAAGGUGGUCAUUCUCAGUAUUUUGAUGCAAAGUACCAACCGCAAAUCCAACACACUGCAAAGUAUACUCGGUAUAUUCUUGCAGUCCAUGCACACACCACAGCACGUUGUCGACACCCUUGCAUGA